AGUCCAAAUUGCCCUGGCUUAAAUGGGGUCCUCACAGGCGAAAUGACCAAAAUACUCUAGGUUAAUCGGAGUCUUCACCGGAAAACGGCCGAAAUGAGUAAAUCGACCAAACUUAAUUUAUUUCGGGGGUUAAAUUGAUGAAUAUGGAAUUAAGGGACAACAUUGAUAGUUCGCCAACAAUUGAGGGACCAAAUAGGUGAUUUACCCUUAAAUUUUUAUGUUUAAACUAAUUUUUGAAAUGGCAUGCUAAAUACGGGUACGGAUCGAACCUGGACAUUGUACAAAUACAGGCCCCAACAGAACUUAACGGGUAGUUACACUGUCACUCUCCUGCUUCACUUCUGCUAUGUCUAACCUUCCUCGGCUUCAACACAAGCUUAAGCUUUGCACAUUCUGCUCCUUCUAGGGUUUCGUUUCUCUGCAUUUCUCCCCACACCAUUCAAAAUGCGCCUUCCCUUCCGCCUCCGCCUCCGCAUUCUCUUUGCUUUUACUCUACUCAAGCCCUAAACAUUUCUUAUUUUUAUCCCAAUCGGAGUGGGUCCGGGGGAUUUCAGCCAAUGUCGCGGGUGAAAUCUAUGAACCACGCCGAUCCGGAGCUCCGGCCUGUGCUCGGCCCGGCCGGUAACAAGGCCAGAUCGGUGGAAUUGCGGAAGCCCGUCGAGAAAUUGAAGGCGGCGGCCAACAAGGCGGAGAAGCCAGCAGAGGGCGUUGAGAAGAAAUUCCAAGCAAUGCCGGCGGAAUCACGGUCGCCGGAGAAAAAAUGUGGUUCAAUUCUGAGGCAGCAGCAGGAGCACAGGUCGUUUCUGAUGAGGUCGAAUUUGUGGAUGAAUGCUUCUUGCUCCUCCGAUGCGUCGUCUGAUUCCUUUCAGAGCCGGGCUUCCACGGGGAGAGUUAGCAGACGGAGCGUGACCCCCUCAUCAGCUCGGAGGAAGCAAUGUAGCUCGAAAGUGGAGAAGAUUGAUAAAGUUGCUAGUGAAGCUGAGAGCUUGUCUGUGAGUUCUGAAGAUGCCUCUGUAGUGAAGAAAAGAUGUUCUUGGGUGACAUCGAAUACUGAUCCAUUAUAUUCUACUUUUCAUGAUGAGGAAUGGGGCGUGCCAGUCCAUGACGAUAGGAAGCUAUUUGAACUACUAAGUUUAUGCACUGCGUUAGCUGAACUUACAUGGCCAGCCAUUCUCAGCAGAAGGCAAACAUUCAGGGAGGUGUUUCAAAAUUUUGAUCCUGUUGCUGUCUCGAAACUAAAUGAAAAGAAGAUAAUGGCACAGGGAAGUCCUGCCAGCUCUCUUUUGUCGGAGUUAAAGCUGCGGGCAGUUAUUGAUAAUGCACGCCAAAUAUGUAAAAUAAUUGAUGAACUUGGGUCCUUCAACAAAUAUAUAUGGGAUUUUGUGAACAAGAAGCCUGUAGUCAAUAAUUUCCGCUAUCCACGACAAGUUCCCAUUAAGACAUCCAAAGCUGAAAUGAUAAGCAAAGACCUAGUGAGAAGAGGCUUCCGUGGCGUUGGACCCACUGUUGUCUACUCAUUCAUGCAAGUUGCUGGAAUUACAAAUGACCAUCUCGUCAGUUGCUUCAGAUUCCAUGACUGUAUAGCUGCAGCCGAUGCAAGUAACACAGGUAACAGCCUCAGGGCCGUUGAGGCCCAUGUAAAACAACUCGAGGAUGAAACCGAAUUGGGACUAGUUAGGGCUAUUGAUGACUUGAACUUAUCGUCAUAGCUCCACGUUGUUUACUAGAUGCAUUGUAAUUCACACUUACAGAAGGGCGAGAAAACUUUCUCAACCUCCCCCCCCCCCCCCCCCCCCCCCCCC
Molecule: messenger RNA, 1802 nt
Organism: Ipomoea triloba (trilobed morning glory)
Lineage: Eukaryota; Viridiplantae; Streptophyta; Magnoliopsida; Solanales; Convolvulaceae
Product: probable GMP synthase [glutamine-hydrolyzing]
Exons: 5
Coding region: 558-1709 (383 amino acids)
Biological process (GO): base-excision repair
Molecular function (GO): DNA-3-methyladenine glycosylase activity
Source: RefSeq, a predicted model, not a curated record